Molecule: messenger RNA, 7796 nt
Organism: Branchiostoma belcheri (Belcher's lancelet)
Lineage: Eukaryota; Metazoa; Chordata; Leptocardii; Amphioxiformes; Branchiostomatidae
Product: protein eyes shut homolog
Exons: 35
Coding region: 1578-7355 (1925 amino acids)
Molecular function (GO): calcium ion binding
Source: RefSeq, a predicted model, not a curated record
GUGGAGAAAACUGCACAGAGAACAUCAAUGAAUGUCUGUCUAGUCCAUGUGGCAUCGGCACCUGUCUUGACAACAUUGACGGGUACAACUGCACCUGUCCACAAGACAUCUACACUUACGAUGGCCACUGCAACAUCAUCGAACCGUGUAGCUCAAACCCUUGCCAGGCAAACACAACAACAACAUGCAACAACACGAUCGUAAACAACAUCUAUACAUACAUCUGUGUCUGCGUAGCAGGUUUUGACGGACAAAAUUGCGAAGAAAACAUUGAAGAAUGCGUUGUUGAAAAUGUUUCGUGUCAAAAUGGAGGGACGUGCAGAGAUCUUGUGAAUAACUACACGUGCGAAUGUGCUGCUGGGUUUACUGGGAGGCACUGCGAGGUGAAUGUAGACGAAUGCGAGGCUAACUUCUGUCAGAACGGCAGCACCUGCGUGGACGGGAUCGACGGUUACACUUGUAGCUGUGCUCCUGGGUUCAAAGGUCAAUACUGCAACGAGACAAUAGACAGAUGUGAGGACACACCUUGCCUGAAUGGUGAGACGUGCACCGAUACGCCAAAUAGCGUCACAGGACUACCGUUCACAUGUCAAUGCGCGACCGGCUUCAAUGGCACAUUCUGCGAACUGAACAUCGACGAAUGUCUAUCCAAUCCUUGUCAAAAUGGCGGAACCUGCCAAGACGGCGUCAACGAAUAUCUGUGUGUGUGCCAGCCUGGUUUCAACGGCACCAACUGCGAAACCGACAUUGACGAAUGCGAAAACGAUUUUUGUCAGAACGGUGCCACCUGUAACGACCAGGUUAACAACUACACCUGUACAUGUGCGGCGGGUUUUGAAGGAAGAAACUGUGAAAUCAACACGGACGAAUGUGCGUCUAACCCGUGUAAUCCACAGACUGGCGUAUGCGUGGAUGAAAUAAAUGGCUACAGAUGUUUCUGUUUAAAUGGUUGGACAGGGAACAACUGUAGCGUGAAUAUCGACGACUGCGAAAGCCGGCCGUGCGUAAACGGAGCCACCUGCGUUGACGAAAUCGGAGGCUACAGUUGUACGUGUUUGCCGGGAUAUGAGGGGACGGACUGUGAGGUUGAAAUCGACGAAUGCGAAUCUGAUCCAUGUCAAAAUGGAGGAGCGUGUAACAAUGGCAUUGACGAGUACAGUUGCAGCUGUGUGCCUGGUUACGCUGGGACCAACUGUGAGAUCAACAUCGAUGAAUGCGAUCCCCAACCCUGUCAAAAUGGCGGUACGUGCCUGGAUUUCAUAAACAGCUACUUCUGUGUCUGCACGUUCCCGUAUGUCGGUACCAACUGCUCCCAGCUUCCGUGUGAACAGUCCCCAUGUCAGAAUGGAGGAAACUGUACGCACACGGACUUUACAGUGGAUGAUGGGUUCGGUUAUACCUGCAGCUGUCCCGCUGGAUUCAUAGGUCGUAACUGUGAGCUGAACUUUAAUGACUGUUGGAGGCAGCCGUGUGUGAACGGUUUCUGUCAGGACGGCAUCAACGGUUUCAUCUGCUUGUGUGAUCCUGGCUGGGCAGGUGACUUGUGUGAACAGCCCAUAGAUGACUGUAUAGACAACAUGUGCAGGAACAGCUCCACCUGUGUGGACAGGCACAUGGGCUACACCUGUGUCUGUCCACCUGGUCUGGAGGGGACGUUUUGCGAGGUCAACAUCGACGAAUGUCUGCAGGCAAACUGUCAAAACAACGCUACCUGUGUGGACCUGUUCAACGACUACAGGUGUGACUGCCUGCCUGGCUGGACUGGGAAAGACUGCGAAUCCGACAUCCCAGAAUGCAGUUCCAACCCUUGCCUCAAUAACGGCACCUGUUUCGACAACGUGGACGGCUUCGUGUGCAACUGUCCGCCAUUUUACACCGGACAGAACUGCUCCCUGCCCUUUGACCCAUGUGACUCGACCUAUGACCCUUGUGAUAAUGGGGCCACCUGUUUGACCAAUCAGGACGGGUCAUACAGAUGCAGUUGUAUCCCAGGCUUUACAGGGAUGAAUUGCGAAACCAACAUGGACGACUGCGUCCCGGACCCGUGUCAGAACGGAGCGCAGUGCGAGGACCAGGUCAACGAUUACGUCUGCCACUGCCUCCCAGGGUUCACUGGGAAGGACUGUCAGACCAACAUCGACGACUGUCUGGCCGGGAUCUGCCAACAUGGAGCCACCUGUGUGGAUCUGGUGGAUGACUACAACUGCACCUGUGCACCUGGCUAUACUGGAAAGAACUGCAGUGAAGAAAUCGACGAGUGUGCCUCAUCACCCUGUGAGAAUGGAGCCACAUGCAGAGAUCUGAUUGGUCAAUAUGAGUGUGGCUGUCUUCCAGGCUAUGAAGGCCAGAACUGUGCAGCAGAGGUGGAUGAGUGCAGCAGCGCCCCAUGUACCAACGGUGCGACCUGCAGUGACCUGCUGAAUGGCUACAACUGCACCUGUGCUGCCGGGUUCACUGGUGCUGACUGUCAGGUCAACAUAGAUGACUGUGUGCCAGAUCCAUGUGUCAAUGGAGUUUGUCAGGAUGCGGUGAAUUCCUACAACUGCAUCUGCAACCCUGGCUGGACUGGACAGAACUGCACUGUUGACAUUGACGAGUGUUCCAACAGUCCUUGUCAAAAUGGUGGCACCUGUACCGACUUAGUCAAUGGCUUCACCUGUGCCUGUUCACCUGGAUACACAGGCCCCAACUGCACAUUUGACAUCAAUGUCUGUGAGGCUUCUGGCUUCUCCCAGUGUCAGAAUGGUGGUUCCUGUGUGGAUGGACCUGGGAAUAACUUCACCUGCAGUUGCCCACCAGGCUAUGCCGGUCCGUACUGUGAUGUGGAUGUGGAUGAGUGUAACUCUGACCCGUGUCAGAACAGUGCCACCUGUCAGGACCUCAUCAAUGGCUUCAACUGCAACUGUACAACAGGUUGGACAGGAGACACCUGUGCAGAAGAUAUUGAUGAGUGUAGCUCUGACCCCUGUCAAAACAAUGGAGUGUGCCAACAGCAGGCCCCAGGGUUGGGUUACAUCUGCUUCUGUCCUCCGGGCAUCCAGGGCGACAACUGCGAAGUCAACUUCGACGACUGCUUCAGCGAUCCAUGUCAAAAUUUUGCCACCUGCAUCGACGAGGUCAAUGGAUACACCUGCAGCUGUGCACCUGGCUACAAUGGGACUCACUGUGAGAUCGACAUCGACGAAUGCAGCAGCUCCCCCUGCCAGAAUGGAGCAAACUGCACCCAGCCUUACCCGGGGGUCUACGAGUGUGUGUGUUUGGAGGGAUUUGCUGGAACGAACUGCGAACACAACGACACCUGUAUUAACCACUCGUGCCAAAACGGGGCGACCUGCGUGGCCAACCCGACCAACUACACAUGCGUGUGUGCGCCCGGAUUCGCGGGAACAUUGUGUGACAUCAUCAUAACCACGACAACACCAGUGACAACACUAACCCCCACCCCAGUGCCAACCCCCACCCCCACCCCUACCCCCGUGUACACGUGUCAGGACGACCCUUGUCAGAACGGGGCUACCUGUGUUGAAGAGGACAUAAACGGACAGACGGUUGCACGCUGUGAAUGUACCUGGUGGUACACUGGACCAGUCUGCGACUCAGUAAGAGUGGUGACUCCUAAGUUCCUGGCCAACUCAUACCUGGAGUUCCCUUCGUACACGGUCAGAGAGAAUAACAGCAUCCAGGUGACCUUCCGUACGGCCCACCAGAACGGAACACUUCUGUACGCGGUACAGGACUACCGAGCACCACAGCGGAACGCUUAUUUCAUCCACUUGUAUGUGGAGAAUGGAGUUCUCUAUUACCAUUUUUCCUGUUGGAUUGAGCGCUUCACUGUGGAUACCAACACUCUAGUCAACCACGGCAAUGAAGUCUCUGUCAUCAUUGAGCACAUCACCAGCCCUGGUUGCCAAGCGACAGUAACCAUUGACAACGGCACUCCAGUCCAAGCUGGUUGGCCGACAUCCUUGCUCGACAACGUUGGCGAUCAGAUGGGCCCCGUGUACAUGGGCGGAGUCCCGCCAACCUUUGACCCCCUGCUGGCCAGUCUACCCGUCUACGACUUUCAGGGAUGUGUCUCGGAGCUGACGAUUAACGCCCUCCCGUACAACUUCCUUUAUUCGGUUGGCGGAGAAAACGUGGAAGAGUGUGACGUGCUCCCCACCCCUCCCCCGGGGCCGACCAACCCCCCGCCGCCCACGUGCAGCGAGACGCGGUGUGAAAACGGCGGGACGUGUCGUGAUGUCACCACGGGAGGGGUGCUGCAGUAUGAGUGCGACUGUCCACUGCACUUUACCGGGGACAGGUGUGAGGAAGAUCUAGUUGUGUAUUUCCCAUCCUUCUCUGGGAACACUUACCUACAGUACUCAUCCCUGGACCUGACUCAGCAGUACACAAACAACAUCGUCGUUAUGUUUAAAACUACCACCACGGAGGCCACCAUUUUGUAUGCAGCAGAGGAUGGUGGGAUUGCUAACGCUGUGGGUGCCAACAGUAAUGCAGAAUUUGUUCACCUGUACAUUGAAGGUGGAACUUUGUGGUACAGGUUUAGCUGUGGAGGAGGCACAGUACUUAGCCUAAGCACAGACAUCACAGUUAAUAAUGACUUCAUGACUUCAGUUGUUAUCCAACAAAGCCGACCUCGCCCUAUCGGUAACACCAUCCGCGGCAUGUGCAGUGCGUCUGUACAGGUGAACAGCUCAGCACCUGUUUCUAACGAGGUCAGGACUUACUUUGCACAGAAACCCUUCGGACCCCUCUACCUGGGAGGUCUGCCCUCAGACCUGACAGCAGUCACACAAGCAGGACCUGUGGUGAAUUUUGAGGGGUGCAUCGGAGCCCUACAGGUCAACGACCUUGAGUAUGACCUGUUCAGUGAUGCGGUGGAUGGAGAGAAUGUGGGAGACUGUGUGGCUCAUUCCAUCUGUCAGUUCAUCCCCUGCAGGAACAACGGAACCUGUAGACUGGAUGCGGAUGGUCAGUAUUUCUGUGACUGUCCUAAGAACGGGACGAACCACCCGCUGUACAGUGGGGAACUUUGUGAGAGGGACGUGUGUUCAGCAAACCCGUGUGGCCAUGGCGCGACCUGUCUCCCACAGACUGAUGGGAGAGUUGUUUGUUUGUGUCCGUACGGCAGGGGAGGGAUCACUUGUGAAGAUGAAUUGAACAUAACUCGUGCAGCCUUCACCGGGGUGCAUUAUGGGUACAGUUCCUACAUUGCCUACCCACAAGUCCUUGGGCUUAACUUCUUCUUUGAAGUCCGCUUCAGUUUCACUCUGGCCAACAACGACUCAGCUCUGACCAGUUCCCUCGUACUUUACACCGGACAAGCAAACCAAGUUCCAGGCUGGGGUGACGACUACCUUGCUUUGGGCAUAGAGAACGGACAUGUAGUCUUUACAUUCGACCUUGGAUCAGGUCCUGCCUACAUCAGAAGCCCCUCCCCCCUGGACUUGACCUUGCCCUAUCACACAGUGACCUUGGGACGGGAGAGAAAGGUCGGCUGGUUGUUGGUGGACAACACAGUCAACGUCACAGGCGAAGCACAGGGUGAUUUGAUAGGUUUGAACCUGGCCCAGGGAGAAGAGUUGUUUGUGGGUGGAUACGACAUGUUCCAACUGUCACUAAUGCCCAACUCUGUCAACUUCACAUCAGGAUUCCAAGGGUGUAUCUAUGACAUGGAGGUUCGGACUCACGAGUCUGAUGCGUGGCGGACCAUGGGUCACGUGGAUUCUGGACGGAUGGUCGGGCAGUGUUCCGUGUCGGAAUGUACACUGAACACUUGCCAUAACGGUGGCACCUGCAGGGACAUCGGGGCUUCUUUCAGAUGUGACUGUCAGCCUGGCUGGAAGGGUCUGUUAUGUGCGGAGGUGCAGACGGUGUGUGACACGGCCAACCCGUGUGCUGCGGGGGCCAGCUGUGUACCGCUGGAACAGUCCCACAGGUGUGACUGUCCACUGGGCAGAAAUGGGACCAACUGUGAACAGAGCAUCACCAUCAGCGAUCCUUCCUUUGGUAUGGGAGGUCAGGGGUCAAGUUCGUACAUGUCGUUCCCGCGACAGAACCUCCGUGUGGAAACCCGGAUCGCGUUAGAGUUCCAACCCAGUGCGCCAAACGGAAUCCUGUUCUACGCAGCUCAGAACCUGAACUCCCGCGCCGGGGACUUUAUCUCUCUUUCCCUCUUUGAUGGUUUUGUCGAGUUUCGCUACAAUCUAGGCUUGGAGCCAACAGCCGUUAUACGCAGCGCCCAGCGUAUAGAUACGAGCGGAAACGCGUGGACCCAUCUAGAAGCAGGACGGACAGGAAAGGACGGGUAUCUGCGAAUUGACGGCACGAAUGAAGUCACUGGAACAACCAAUCAGGCUAUGGUUGGGCUGGACAUUAGGACGGACUUCUAUCUGGGGGGCGUGCCGUACUUGGAUCUGGUUGCGAAUAUGGCGGUGGAAAACGAGCCGUCCGGAUUCGUGGGCUGUGUGCGACGACUGGCGGUGAACGGAAGGGAAUACGACUUGACAGAAAAUGGAGCCACCGAGGGUAUGAAUGUGGGGGACUGUGAUGGGGCAGCGUGUGGCUAUAAUGUCUGUAAAAACAAUGGUGUGUGCCAGGAAAUCGGACUCACCGACUUCAGCUGUAACUGUGUUCAGCCAUAUACUGGUGAGACAUGUGAUGAGGAGGCGGCCUGUGCUAACCACGGUUGCCGUAACAACGCGAGCUGUGUUCCCACACCUGGUGGUCACACCUGUGCCUGUGGACUGGGCUGGGCAGGAGACAACUGCACUGAUGCACUGACGUUCCAGAGUGCGAGGUUUGAGGGAGACGGGUAUAUUUUCUACCAGGACCCUGACCACGCCCACAGGAACCCAACUGUCACUCAGCUGUCACUCAACUUCACCUCCACUCAGGGGGAGGGGCUUAUUCUGUGGAACGGAAAGAGUGACACAGAUGAUGAAGACUACAUGGGUCUGGGUGUGAGAGAUGGAAAACUACUUUUCAGUAUCAACCUGGGGUACCUAGCCAAGGAAACCAUCCGGUCAACACCAGAUGUGGACGAUGGCCAGUGGCACUCAGUCAUCAUACAGAGGUCGAGAAGUGUGGUGACUAUGUACUUGGAUGGACAGCCUUUCCCUGCAGUAAACGGCAUCGACAUAGGGGGAGCUUCUGUGGGGCUCAACACUGGCGGACUGUACCAUAUAGGUGGAUUUGAGCUGGGUACAAAUGUGACGGUGUCCACCUUUGGUUUGUACACUGCUGGUCUGACUGGAUGUGUGAGAGACGUCAUACUUCACAGGGACACAUCAGCAGUCAGUCUGGUACAGGCAGACAGAGGAACCAACGUCUACAGCUGCGAUGGAAGAUGACAUUAACCUUCAAGUCUCUGUUUUCUUUUCUCUACGCUGUUUAUGAAUAAACACAUCCAACACAAUUUCAGGGCAGCAAAAUAUAUAUUCUGGAUGGGGAAAUUUGUCUGAGCUUGACAGUUAUUGCCAUUUCUUAGAGUGUUUUUGUCAUUUCUCAUACUUGAAGUGUAUGAAUAGUCCAAUACAAGCCAUGAGAUGACUCUCUUUAUUUUUGGGUACCACCCAUAAAUAGCUAAAACCAGCUUACUCAGGGCAGCAAAACAAAAAAUAUUCUGGAUGAGAAAAUCUCUCUGAUAUUGACAUUUACUGCCAUUUCUUGGCACAUUUUUGUCAUCGUUUCAUACUUGAAGUGUAUGAAUAGUCCAAUACAAGCCAUAGGAAGCAUCUCUUUAUUUUUGGGUACCACCCAUAAAUAGCUAGAAUCAACCAUACAAAAUACAC